CAUAGCUAAUGCAAGUUACAGUUCGGAUAAAGGGAACCCAGUGGCAGUUGUCGCAUGCAGCAGUCCUGUGCGGUCCCCUGUGCAGAGCUGUCCCCUUGGUGUCCCCAGGAGGGGGGAAGCCUUAUUAAAGGUGUGUGACGUCACGCCGGGAUUCCUGCUCAGCCCUGGAAAAGGCAGCACAAGUUUUGCCCGUGUGCACGGUGCCCAGUGUGAGGAUUAGAGAUCGGACCCUGGCAGCCUCCUCCGCUGUCAUCGCACAUCGCUGCCUUCUCUUCUAUCCUCCAGGGAGCACCAUGUUGAUGGGUGACUGCAUCUCUCAAUGAAAUCCGAUGUGCUUCUUUCAUUGCUGGAGGAGAAGAGAGCUGGGAUAGCACUUGUAGCAGUGUCUAUGGAAUGGCUGGAGAGGAGAUGAGCCCUGGGGAGUGAGAAGCACCUAAUGAAUGAACAUUCUGUAUAAUAUUCCAUUCUAUUCCCAUGUGAUUUCGUAUGCAUUGUGGAGACUUUUCAGCGAUGUAACCCACAUUUCCCCAUACAGAGAAGAAAUUCUUACAUACUGGGCACUUCUUGGAUCGCUCAUCUUCUUUUUAUACCCACAUGAUGAUGAUGGGCACCAGCUUUGAGGAGCUGAGCAGGAACGGGUCAGACUGCAGUGAAGAGGUUGAGGUCAUAGUCAAUGUUGGAGGCAUCAGGCAGAUCCUCUAUGGAGACAUCCUAAACAGGUACCCAGAAACCAGACUGGCAGAGCUGAUCAGCUGCUUGGCAGGAGGGUAUGAUGCUAUCUUCUCUUUGUGUGAUGACUAUGACCCUGGCAAGAGGGAAUUUUACUUUGACAGAGACCCUGAUGCCUUCAAAUGUAUAAUAGAGGUGUAUUACUAUGGAGAGGUCCACAUGAAAAAAGGGAUAUGUCCCAUUUGUUUUAAGAAUGAGAUGGAGUUCUGGAAAGUGGACUUGUCUUUUCUGGAUGAGUGCUGUAAGAGCCACCUAAGUGAGAAGAAGGAGGAACUGGAGGAGAUAGCAAAGAGGGUGCAGACCAUCCUGGAUGACCUAGGGGUUGACACCACCGAGAGCCGCUGGAAGAGGUUUCAGAAAUAUGUCUGGAAGUUCAUGGAGAAACCAGAAUCCUCUUUUCCUGCCAGGGUCACAGCUGUGCUCUCCUUCCUAUUCAUCCUGACUUCGUCAGUGGUAAUGUGUGUAGGGACCAUUCCUGAAAUGCAGGUGGAAGAUGAAGAAGGGAACCACCUAGAGCACCCUGUUCUAGACAACAUAGAGACAGCAUGCAUUGGCUGGUUUACCCUGGAAUAUCUUCUAAGACUUUUGUCUUCCCCCAACAAGUUACACUUUACUUUUUCCUUUAUGAAUAUCAUUGAUGUGCUGGCCAUCCUCCCAUUCUAUGUCAGCCUUACUCUGACCCAUCUAGGGGCACGCAUGAUGGAGUUGACUAAUGUCCAGCAGGCUGUCCAGGCCCUCAGGAUCAUGAGGAUUGCCAGGAUUUUUAAGCUGGCCCGCCAUUCCUCUGGGCUGCAGACCCUAACUUAUGCCCUCAAGAGCAGUUUCAAAGAGUUGGGUCUACUGUUGAUGUACCUUGCAGUAGGGAUCUUUGUAUUUUCAGCCCUGGGAUACACCAUGGAACAGAGUCACCCAGAUACCUUGUUCAAAAGCAUCCCUCAGUCUUUCUGGUGGGCCAUUAUCACUAUGACCACAGUGGGCUAUGGUGACAUAUAUCCCAAAACCACUCUAGGCAAACUAAACGCAGCCACAAGUUUUCUUUGUGGGGUAAUCGCUAUUGCCCUCCCAAUUCACCCUAUUAUAAACAAUUUUGUAAAGUAUUACAACAAGCAGAGGGUUUUAGAGACCGCCACCAAGCAUGAACUAGAGCUGAUGGAACUACACUCUGGAGGUCAUGACCUCCGAGGGUUCAGACGUGACACUGGAGGUUCUGAGGACAUGUAUAUGUGGAGCCACCUUAAAGGCUCCCAUAGUGACACAUUCAUCCCUGCCUUAUCGAAGGAGAAACAUUACAGAACAAGACUUCAGAGCUGCAAGUAAAAUCUCAGAUGCUACUUAGCACUCCUAACAUCCCAUAGUGCUUGGUAACUACAGUACAUUGCCGCAACAUCUGCACCUACCUAGUAGCAGUAGGUGGCUUUUGAAGACAUCUAUUUAGUAUGUAUGUCAUGUGUGUUGCUAUUAAAAUAGAACAUAAGGUUCUGUGCUGUAAAAUGGACUUUUGAACAUCUCCUUCCUAUGUGCCAGUUACGUGGUAUGUACCAACCUGUCUGUGAUAUAAACUUAAAACAAUUGGCAAAAAGCCAGCAUUACUUAUGAGCCUCAAAAUAUUUCAUACAGUACUUUAAUGGUGCCAUAUUCAUGUUUACAUAGUAAUAAAUUAAAACAAUUCAA
Rana temporaria (common frog) is the source of this 2400-nucleotide messenger RNA. RefSeq names its product potassium voltage-gated channel modifier subfamily F member 1 (gene KCNF1). Lineage: Eukaryota; Metazoa; Chordata; Amphibia; Anura; Ranidae. Gene Ontology annotation, biological process: potassium ion transmembrane transport; protein homooligomerization. Gene Ontology annotation, cellular component: voltage-gated potassium channel complex; membrane. The record is from RefSeq and is a predicted model, not a curated record. Gene Ontology annotation, molecular function: voltage-gated potassium channel activity. The coding region runs from base 595 to 2046 and encodes 483 amino acids. The transcript has a single exon.